UUAUUUUAACUUAUAAAUAACUUUGUUAUAACUAAAUCAAAAAUAAUGAAAACAAUUUGAAACAUGUAAUCUGCGUAAAAAAAACAUUCAAAAUGAUGUCGGGUUCUCCGAAAGAAUUUGGGAGGGCUUGCUGGAACGAAGUUUACAACAGAAUUAUUGGUGAUGUUGUAUUCUUGGAUGAUAAUAGCGCUGAAUGCUUGCACUGGGAUGGCGGACUGUUCAACCUUUUAACGGGAGGAGCUGUUGCCGUGCAAAGUUUGUCCCCAUUUGAGUGUGCUAAAAAAGAACAUAAAAAGGCAGUUUUUAUAACUCAAUCAACUUCAACACAGUUGCAAACAAUUCGUGAGAUUAUACGUAACAGUGACUUUGUACACUGCAUUCUGAUAUCAUGUAUGAGCCUUGAUGUGGUGUACUUGGAGCUAAAUGAGGGCAAGGAUGUCACUGACAUUGUCUCAGCUGGUAAAGCAUUCAGUGAAGCCACAAAGCAACUGGAAGGUAUGCUUGUGGAAUGGAUGGGGAAAAAGCAAUGUUCAACAGAGGUAAUACAUGUUCCAAUAUUCACAAUCUGUCCCACAAACGCUGUAUUCCUCACACCACCGUAUCAGAAGAUAUAUCCAUCAUUUAAUGGUAAUUUAAUACCUGAAUCCAAUUCUAUAGACUUAUAUACACUGAAUAGUGAAGAAAGGUCUCAAGUGAGGAGACUUGCUAGUGGUUUGAAUAGUAUGUUUGAAUCAAUGAAUCUUAAAGAAGAUGUAUUUUAUAUGGGUGUAUACAGUUCUUUAGUGGCGGGGGUGUUGGAAAAUUCUCCAGUAUGUCUUGCAAGGAGAAAGAACUGUACAAAUCCUGUAUCUCUCCUAAUAAUUGACCGCACAUUAGACCUGUGUGGUGUAACCAGCCAUUCCAUGGAGUGUCUGUUAGACAAGGUGAUGUCAGUACUGCCUCGGUUCCCGGGACAUUCCAACGACGUCGCAGUUGACAUGUCACCACUUUGUGAAGCCAAUGUUAUAACACAUCCUGAUGAUAUCCAAUUGGCUGCGGGAUGUCUUUACCAUGCAGAUGAUGAUGCAUGCACACAGACAUUUGACUAUAUGAUUAACAAGUCACAGAAGGAAGUCAUGUUUGACUUGUACAAUAAGCUCUCUAAGAUUGAUGUACAAAAGUCACCUGGACCUAAGACGUUGUUGAAAGUCACACCGUUGAGUGUUGAGAAGAUUGUUAUUGCAUCUAAAGGUAACUAUGAUAUUAUUGGUAAACAUAUAGGUGUUCUCCAGCAAGCGCUUGGUGUGGUACAAACUUUGAAGUCACCAAAGAGGAACCAAAUGGAACUGGUGAUGGGCUUGGAGCGGCAGGUGCAUCAGAGCCUUGCUGCGAGCAGGGAAUCGACUAGUGUUCUUCAUCAGAUAAGUCAACUAAUAAAAACACGGAAGGAAAGAAAUCUUCCUUUAGAGAAUCUAUUAGCACUUAUCACUCAUGUUUAUUCUCUCACUGGCACCGAAGUGUCCUUCAACAAGCAACAUGAAGACACACUUACUGAAAUGCUGAGUGUUGCCAUAUUUGAAGACCACAAGACACUGCUCAGUAACCCUGAUCCUGGUAUGGCAACUCCGGAAGGCUGUGCGGAAAUGGCUGGUAAAAUUAUGAAAAAAUUAAAAGAUGUCUCACAGAUGAGGAAGAUUUUGAACAAAUAUACGUCUGUGCUGAAGGCAAGUGAGAGCGGUGUUGGUUACGAGUACGUGGGCGUGCUGCAGCAGCUGGUGCACGAGAUGACGUCAUGCGAGCGCCCCGAGCUGUCCGACCUGCGACACAGGCACGACGGCCUCAAGGACAUACUCCGCACAGGCUUCAAUAUGCUAACGAGUAAGAAGUCGCGCAGUGCAAAGCAUCCGUUGGACAAUCCUACAGUGUUGUUGUUCGUGGUGGGCGGCGUCACCGCAGAGGAGUGCAAACAGUUACACCGCAGUAUGAUCACCAGCGGUGUUGAUAACGCGCUUAUUAUCGGCUCAACUAAGUUUGUCAACCCCGUCGAAGCUAUGAGAGAUGCUCUGGAUAUAUAGUUGGUAUAAUGCCACAGUUUAGGGCCACCUACGGUCACUUAGCAAACUUUUAGUAUAGAUUUCUAAUGAAGUCUACUGUAAUUGUGACUUAAAACAUUUCUGUGGGUGGCAAAUAGAUACAUGAUACCCGGCACUUGAGUUGGCACUUCGUACAGAAGAUUACUUUAGUUCUCGACGUGCCAACUCGAGCGUUUUUCCACAUUAUCUGUUCUAAAACAUAACGUUUUCUCUUUUUUAA
Papilio xuthus (Asian swallowtail) is the source of this 2292-nucleotide messenger RNA. Its product is annotated as sec1 family domain-containing protein 2. The coding region runs from base 93 to 2054 and encodes 653 amino acids. Lineage: Eukaryota; Metazoa; Arthropoda; Insecta; Lepidoptera; Papilionidae. Gene Ontology annotation, biological process: vesicle-mediated transport. The record is from RefSeq and is a predicted model, not a curated record. The transcript is spliced from 9 exons.